Messenger RNA from Hermetia illucens (black soldier fly), 790 nucleotides. RefSeq names its product NADH dehydrogenase [ubiquinone] 1 beta subcomplex subunit 10 (gene ND-PDSW). Lineage: Eukaryota; Metazoa; Arthropoda; Insecta; Diptera; Stratiomyidae. The record is from RefSeq and is a predicted model, not a curated record.
UUGCAAUUGCGGUUCAAGCCUGCGAUAAAAAAAGCAGAAUUUCAAUACUCAACAAUUCGGAACAAUUCCCAGCUGUUGUAAACUGUCAACCUGAAGCCCAUCACUAUCGUCUGUCGUCGGUCAUCUUUAGUUUUCUGGUAAUUUUUAAUCCAACAAAAUGCCUGAAGCCGAAGGAAGAUCACCGCUAGAGCGGUUUUCAAGAGCUGUUUUUAGUAUGGUCGACGGACCUGUGACUUGGUUUAGAGGUAAAAUGCAAAAACAACUCGUCGAACCCAACCAAACGAAGUAUCCAUGGUACCACCAGAAAUUCCGCCGUGUUCCAACUGUCGACGAAUGCUAUACAGACGAUGCUGUGUGCAAAUUCGAAGCCAACCAGCAAUUCCGUCGCGACCGGAUGGUUGACAGUGAAAUCCUUAAUCUUCGUCAACGAUUUGAAGACUGCAUCCUGUACGAAGCCCCAGAUCACGUUGCAAAAUGCACCCCUUUGAAGGAGAUUUACGAGAAGGCAGCAACCAAUUGGUUCAUUAAGUAUGGUGACUUAGGUGGCUAUGGCGAUGCUAAAACGUGUUACAUGAAGCAAAAACAUCGAUUGAUUUGGGAGCGACGUCACGGUCCAGUCGGCUCUGGAAUGAAAAAUGCCGAAGGAUCGGAAGCGCAUUGAUUUCGAUGGUGGAUGACUUAGUGGAAAUAUUUGUAGAGAUUGUAAAUCGAUGACCAACUCUUCAAAAGUUAAAGAAGGUUCGAAAGUAAUAGCUUCAGGGCUGUAUCAAUAAAUACAUCGGGAGUCAAA